UUCUACUGGGUACAUACUCCGUACAGUAGAAAUAAUUGCUUACAUGUAAUUAAUUCUGUACCACUGAGUAUCGUAGUUGGUAGAUCAACCGAGGUAAAAAUGGGUUCCAUGACAAUCCACAUGUACUCGUCAACAGUGGUAUCAGACUACAACAUUUCCCAUGUUUUGAAAAAAAAAACCAUACGGAGUAAAUCACAUUGAAUCUAGUUUUUACUUUGUAAAUCUCCAUCACCAAGUAUCAAACUUGAUUCGCCCUUCACCUAGCGAAUUCAAUCUCAACUUCUACUGGUACCGGGUUCAUCGAGAAAGUCGUCGACGGCCUUCGCAAAACAAAGGGCUUGCUUACAACCCCCCCCGGAUUCUCUCGGGCCAUCAAGAAAUUUUUCAGGGGCCAUGGCUUCAACUUACACCUCUGUGGUCCUUGCCAAACGACCCAAGGACAACAUCGUAGCCGGUGAGACGUUCAAAGUCGUCUCGGACAACCCUGUCCCGUCGGCCGACGGCCUCAAAGAUGGCCAGGUCCUGUUCGAGACCAACUACCUCAGUAUCGACCCCGCCAUGAGAGGUUGGCUCAACGACACCAGGUCUUACAUCCCGCCGGUUCGGAUCGGUGAAGUCAUGCGUGGGUACGCCGUCGGUACGGUCAAGGAGAGCAGAAACUCGUCCUUUCCCGUGGGUAGUUACGCGGCGGGUACCGUCGGUUGGAGGGAAUUGAAAGUCUGCGAGGCCAAGGAACUACAAAAGACGACGUUACCGAAAGGCGCCCAUUUGACGGAUACCCUCAGCGUACUUGGUCUCACCGGUUUGACGGCUUACUUUGGUAUCUUGGACGUCGGAAAGGUCAAGGCAGGUGACUUUGUCGUCGUAUCCGGUGCCGCAGGUGCCACGGGUAGCGUGGUGGGACAAAUCGCCAAGUUGAAAGGUGCCACGGUAUUGGGUAUCGCCGGUAGCGAAGACAAGUGUCGAUGGUUGAUCGAAGAGCUUGGAUUUGACGGGGCUCUGAAUUACAAGGACAAGGAAUUUCCCAAAAAGUUCAGAGACGCAACCAAGAACCUGAUCGACGUUUACUUUGACAAUGGUGAGAUUUUUGACCUUGUUUCAGUUCACGUGUACUGUAUUCUCGCUAAUACAGUCCUCGAUAGUCGGUGGUGAGAUUCUCGAUAUGGCUUUGGGAAGAGCCAAACCUCAUGCUAGAUUUGUCAUGUGUGGUGGAAUAUCACAAUACAACACUUCGAAACCCCAAGGGCCAAAGGUUUGUACAUGUCAUAGUCUGGUAAUCUGAAAAAGGACUCGAGUGGCUGACAGACUCCUUUCAGAAUUACUUGAUGAUCAUCUCAAUGAGGAUCCGAAUGGAAGGUUUCAUCGUCUUCGAUUAUGAAAAGGAAUAUCCACGAGCUCUUCAAGAUCUAAGUCAAUGGUUAUCGGAGGGUAAGAUUAAAAGAAAAGAGACCGUGGUCAAGGGUGGUCUAGUCAAGGCUGAGGAGGCGUUGAGGGAUUUGUACAAUGGAAUCAAUACAGGUGAGAAAAUAGGGACCAUCCAUUGCUGUCGACCCUAAAAAGAGUUCGUGUUUUUGCUAAUGUGUUACACGUAUGAAAUAGGCAAACUAAUGGUCGAGGUCAAGCCCGUGACCACAAAGAUCAAUGCUUCGCUAUGAAGGCACAAAGAAUUCCCUCGGGAUUGAGUAAGGUCAAGUAGGUUGAAGUGGCUCAAAUCAAAUCUGGUCGGUCGGUUUUGGACGGUUGCCUUGAGUGGGUGGCUUUCUUGAACCAUUGAAUGGUUAUGAGAAUGACUUACCAGUGUCUUGUCCUGGAAAGUUAGUUGCUGGAAUGUGUAUUGGUAUCGACUACAAAAAUUCAUUCGGUGGCGUUGUUGUUUUUACUUCCGAGAAUCGCAAGAAUGUUCGAUAUCACACGGCCCUCGAUCUUUGGAUACUUGACUACAACUAUGCAGCUCUGAGGUGAGGAUUGACACCAGAUGGAUCUUUACCCAAAGACGCAUACUCGUCGUACCUUUUGUCUCUCGCUACUUUUGGAUGGUCCAUUGUC
Messenger RNA from Exophiala oligosperma, 2046 nucleotides. RefSeq lists its product as hypothetical. The record is from RefSeq and is a predicted model, not a curated record. Gene Ontology annotation, molecular function: oxidoreductase activity, acting on the CH-CH group of donors, NAD or NADP as acceptor. The transcript has 5 exons. Bases 394 to 1152 code for a protein of 252 amino acids. NCBI's taxonomy places the organism in Eukaryota, Fungi, Ascomycota, Eurotiomycetes, Chaetothyriales, Herpotrichiellaceae.